CAAAACUAGACAUCAACAUUAUUUUCUUCUCUUUCUUAAUUGCAACCAUUUCCUUUUUAAUUGCUGUUGCGUAACGGGAAUGGUUUUGCUCUCAUCAAGAUGUAAGAUUCAUAUGACAACGUCAAGAUGGAUCAUAAUAACGAUGACACUGAUGCUGAUGAGAAUAGGAGAAUCGAUGAGAUUGGAUCUGGAAUCAGGCAUGACCAAAUGCAUCUCCGACGACAUCAAAUUAAAUUACAUGACUGUAGGAACUUACACCGUCGUCAAUCCCAACGAAGCUCACCAUCUUCCUGCUUCCCACAAAAUCCAUGUCACUGUGACGUCACCUAAAGGGCGCACACAGCAUCAUGCAGAGAAUGUGGAGUCUGGGAAAUUCGUGUUCACGGCGAUGGAAGAUGGAGAUUACACAACAUGUUUUGUGGCUCCCGAAUUUAGACCUCCGGCGAAGUUCGCCGUUGAUUUCGAGUGGAAAAGUGGCGUCGAGGCUAAAGAUUGGGCCAACAUCGCCAAGAGAGACCAUAUCAACAUGCUGGAGGUGGAGGUAAGGAAACUACUGGAUACGACGGAAUCUAUACACGACGAAAUGUUUGAACUCCGGGAGAGGGAAAGGGAAAUGCAGGAGCUAAACCGAUCGACAAACUCAAGAAUGGCAGCUCUAAGUUUAAUUUCGUUGGUGUUUACAUUGUCGGUAGCCGGUUUACAACUAUGGCAUCUCAAGUCAUUCUUGGAGAGGAAAAAACUUCUCUAAAUUAGCAACAAGUUGUUUCUUUCACUAUGAUCACAUUUUGGUGUUCUCUCGGUUUGAACUUCUUUGUUUACUAAAAGAAUCACUAUUUAAUCUUGGAUUUUGAACAAUUUAAC
Molecule: messenger RNA, 861 nt
Organism: Brassica oleracea var. oleracea
Lineage: Eukaryota; Viridiplantae; Streptophyta; Magnoliopsida; Brassicales; Brassicaceae
Product: transmembrane emp24 domain-containing protein p24delta11
Exons: 4
Coding region: 80-748 (222 amino acids)
Biological process (GO): endoplasmic reticulum to Golgi vesicle-mediated transport; Golgi organization; intracellular protein transport
Cellular component (GO): endoplasmic reticulum-Golgi intermediate compartment; Golgi apparatus; endoplasmic reticulum
Source: RefSeq, a predicted model, not a curated record